Messenger RNA from Malaya genurostris, 2012 nucleotides. RefSeq lists its product as uncharacterized. The transcript is spliced from 2 exons. The coding region runs from base 245 to 1618 and encodes 457 amino acids. The record is from RefSeq and is a predicted model, not a curated record. Lineage: Eukaryota; Metazoa; Arthropoda; Insecta; Diptera; Culicidae.
ACCCGUCUUGUUUUUCUGCUCGACCACAAAAGUUUGGGAGCAAUAUUUUUAAAAAAAUCAAAAGAACCAUUUCCGUUUCGUGUUUUUAUUUUCAGGCUAAAUAACAAUUCUCGUACUCAUCUGUGAACGUGAACCAAUACUAACUGUCAGAUUCAAUCUAAAAUCACCACGUGCGGACGGUACCAUGGCUACCUACGGUUAAUCCAAGUGAAUAUCGACAACAGGUAAGCUGGAAUCUAACACCAUGGCUAGGAUCCAUAGGACGGUUGUGAAACGUAAAGUGGAUCACUGUACGUACGUACAGCAAUUAUUUCAGAAAUUUUUAUCGCGAAACCGUCCAGAAGCAGCAAAGAUUCCGAAAGUCGUUCCAAAACCCAUGCAACCGAAACUGCAGCGCUUUUACGUUGGUGGUGGUACCGAUUCGGGAAACAAUCUGUUUAUGCAGGAGGUCUUAAAAAAUCUUCACAAAGCUCAAGGCAUUUCGAAGGAAACCAAUCCGGUGAAAAGAUUUUUCGAACGUCCAGCACCAGAGAGAGUACCUCCAAUCGGUAAGGAUCGAUCGGAUCGUCCGGUUUAUGCUAGAUUCAAAAGACAAAAUGGUACGAAUCAGUUCGUGAGGUGCGAACCGAGCCCAAGUAUCCCGCCUGUCGGUUUCAUACAGUGGCUGGAAAAGUCUAAACAGGCACAAAACCAAAACAAGCUAACAGCCGCCGACAAGCGCAAAAAUGUUGAAUAUCUGAAUUUACCAAGUAAUUUUCUAUCCGGGAGAGAGUUUAUGAAGUUACCUUUUGAAAUACCUGCCGAUCAAACCUUGGCUAGUGUCGGAUCAAGGUUUGUCCCGCCAGCUACUUCUACUCCGUUCGAUGGACAACCCAUUCCUAGUUCGGCCAUCAUUUCUGAUCCGGAUGAAUUAGUUCCGGCCGAAACACGACCAAGCGAAUCUGUUCAUUGUGCAGAAUUUCUUCGAGAAGUUUCGUGUGCCAUGGAAAAAAUAUGUUCUGUUACUUGUGAAUCCUUAAAACGAGGACAUGAAGACACCCCAUUGGAUUGUAACUUUCGGGAGCUGAAAAAUCUCCGAACGAAAAAUCUGGAGAUUUACGAAAGUUUCAUGGAACGUAGCAGCUGGGAGGAACAUUCGUACAUCAGCAAUCAAAUGCACCAUCAACAUCGAAAACUAGGCCCAUCUCCGUCACUAUUCAGCCACACUAACGGUGAACUGAAUGACAGAAAUUCUACUGAAAUCAAGAUACAGUUAGGUUGUGACCGUGGCGAUUCGUUGAACUUGUGCACUGGAAAUGCAACGGCCGGUUCUUUGCCGGUGGACAAUUUCGCGGAAUUUACAACUCAAAAUCUAACUAGUUGGUUGCUAACCGCUUCUCCGCCGUCACCCAAUCGACGAAUACAGUGCAAUAUGAAGAAAAGCAGCACCGGAAAGUGGAAUCUACUUUUAAAUUUACCACUCCAAAGUGGAUCACAAACGGUUCCUUUCAACUUCAUGACAAUCCACACGACAAAACGUGUGAUUUUUUGUCGUCUUUCAAUCAGAAAGAAAACAAAGAUAAUGUUACUUUUGAGGAAUUAUUCAGAUCAACAGGUACAGCAAUACGGUGCGAUUUGAAAAAAACGCUAGCGCUCGAAGAAAGACAGCACCGGAAAGGAGAACCAAACUUUUCAUUGUGUUUUGACGAACCUAGUGCAAAGCGCAAAUCUAAUUGUGGAACCGAAUUUGCAUUUACUACUCCGAAGCCGAUCAGCGGCCACUUGAACACGAACAAUUCCACAGCGUUUCUUUCCCAGAACACCAUCACCAGCGGUUCUUUUCAAUUUGAUGACAAUCCACACGGCAGUACGUUUGAUUUUUUGUGGUCUUUCAAUAAGAAAAAAACCAUUGAUGUUACUUUUGAGGAAUUAUUCGGGAGUCCCGUACUACCAUCCGCAGACAGAGGGGCAACAUCAACAAGUUUUCUAGAUUUUUCACUCUAAAACAAACACAAUAUAUUUAACCAACAAUC